Molecule: messenger RNA, 336 nt
Organism: Rasamsonia emersonii CBS 393.64
Lineage: Eukaryota; Fungi; Ascomycota; Eurotiomycetes; Eurotiales; Trichocomaceae
Exons: 1
Source: RefSeq, a predicted model, not a curated record
GAUCCAUAUCCCUGGAGGCGGGCGACGAGUGCUGCCAAGAGCACCCGGGGUGCGCAUCACACGAGGCGACGCCCGGCAAACUGGUCUGCGCCACUAGGGCAUACGGGGGUGAACGCCACGUUCCCCGGGCAAAGAGUGAAUGGUGAACGAGGAAUCGGACAAUCUGCAGGGAGUGGAGACACUGACCACUCACAGAACGGUCAGAUCAUGACUAAGGACAUCAAGAACAUGCUGGACUGGCUCAAUCGCAGUUGGCGACAUCAUCUGUGGAACCGAAAACACUCAUCGCAAGAGUGCCUGAAACCCUGUGCUUCCAUCGACCCUGGUCUGGCGUAG